Anguilla rostrata (American eel) is the source of this 7757-nucleotide messenger RNA. RefSeq names its product insulin-like growth factor 2 mRNA binding protein 2a (gene igf2bp2a). Gene Ontology annotation, molecular function: mRNA 3'-UTR binding. The transcript is spliced from 16 exons. Lineage: Eukaryota; Metazoa; Chordata; Actinopteri; Anguilliformes; Anguillidae. Gene Ontology annotation, biological process: nervous system development; regulation of gene expression. Gene Ontology annotation, cellular component: cytosol; cytoplasm; nucleus. Bases 1 to 1827 code for a protein of 608 amino acids. The record is from RefSeq and is a predicted model, not a curated record.
AUGAACAAACUAUACAUUGGGAAUCUGAGCCCCUCGGUCACCGUCGAGGACUUGAAGCAGCUCUUUGACGAGAGGAAGCUCCCUCUGACCGAGCAGGUUCUGCUCAAAUCCGGCUAUGCCUUCGUGGAUUUCCCCGACCAAAACUGGGCCAUAAAAGCUAUUGAGGCUUUGUCAGGAAAAGUUGAAUUACACGGGAAGGUGAUUGAGGUAGACUAUUCUGUUCCCAAGAAAUUAAGGAGUCGUAAGAUACAGAUCCGGAAUAUCCCGCCUCACCUGCAGUGGGAGGUUUUGGAUGGCCUUUUAGCACAGUAUGGUACUGUGGAAAAUGUGGAACAAGUCAACACUGACACGGAAACAGCAGUGGUGAACGUCACAUACGCAAACAAGGAGGACGCGAAAGUGGCCAUUGAGAAGUUGACAGGACACCAGUUUGAAGACUACUCCUUCAGGGUAUCGUACAUCCAGGAUGUGGAUGCGGCCCCGCCCCCCCAGGCUCCACGCUCGCGUCGAGGGGGGCGGUCAUCGCGGGACCAGGAUGGCCCCCAGCCUGGUCCCUCAGCAAGCCUCGGGGGGUCUCGCCACAAGCUCCAGGACUUCCCUCUGCGCAUACUGGUCCCCACGCAGUUUGUCGGUGCCAUCAUUGGCAAAGACGGGCUUACCAUCAAGAACGUCACCAAGCAGACCCAGUCCAAGGUGGACAUUCACCGGAAGGAGAACGCGGGCGCGGCGGAGAAGCCCAUCACCAUCCACUCCUCCCCCGAGGGCUGCUCCUCGGCCUGCCGCAUGAUCCUGGACAUCAUGCAGAAGGAGGCCAGCGAGACCAAGGCUGCUGAAGAGAUCCCUCUGAAAAUCCUGGCCCACAACAGUCUCGUGGGGCGGCUAAUUGGGAAGGAGGGCAGGAAUCUGAAAAAGAUCGAGCAGGAGACUGGGACCAAAAUCACCAUAUCCUCCUUACAGGACCUGACCAUUUACAACCCGGAGCGGACCAUCACGGUGAAGGGGGGCGUGGAGGCCUGCUGCAAGGCGGAGGCGGACAUCAUGCGCAAGCUGAGGGAGGCCUACGAGAACGACGUCGCUGCUAUUAACCAACAGACCAACCUUAUCCCUGGUCUGAACCUGAACGCUCUAGGCAUCUUUUCCACCGGCCUGUCGGUCCUGCCCCCGGUGGCGGCACCCCGAGGAGCAGCGCCUGCGCCCGCUGCUGGAUACAGCCCCUUUAUAAGUCACUCGUCGCAUGUUGGAAGCCUGUACGGGGUCCCGCCUACCAGCGUCAUUUCCCACCAGCACUCACAGGCUCCUGAACAGGAGGUAGUGUACCUCUUUAUCCCGACUCAGGCCGUGGGUGCGCUCAUCGGAAAGAAGGGGCAGCACAUCAAGCAGCUAGCCCGCUUUGCUGGUGCCUCCAUUAAGAUUGCCCCCGCAGAAACUCCUGACGUCCCUGAAAGAAUGGUGAUCAUCACUGGACCCCCUGAGGCCCAGUUUAAGGCUCAAGGCAGGAUCUUUGGGAAAUUGAAAGAGGAGAACUUCUUCACGGCAAAGGAAGAGGUGAAACUGGAGACCCACAUCAAAGUCCCCUCGACUGCGGCCGGACGGGUCAUAGGCAAGGGCGGCAAAACGGUUAACGAGCUGCAGAAUCUAACGAGCGCUGAGGUCAUUGUGCCGCGGGACCAAACUCCAGAUGAGAACGACGAGGUCUUUGUAAAAAUUAUCGGGCAUUUCUUUGCCAGUCAGACAGCGCAGAGAAAGAUCAGAGAGAUUAUACAGCAAGUGAAACAGUCGGAACAGAAACAUCAGCAGGGAGCUCCCACGCCGCACCACUCCAAGUGACCACCAGAGCGGCCCCAGCGAGCAUCAGCGAUCAUCAGCCGAUGAAUGUAGCCCUUCCAACCGGGGAGAGACCGAGGGGGCGGACCAGUGGCACGGGGAACAAAACCAAAGAACUUUAUCGAGGAAUGUGUGAGCCAAAGGCUGCCAGUUCAGAGAGGGCGAGAGGGGGGGGGGAGUGUAAAGGUGACAUUUGUAAAAGCAAAAUAGGGAGAGGACAAAAAGGCCAAGACAUGGUACCUGCUAUCUCUACUUACACAGUAAAGAGUUGACUUGCCCUGACUAACAUAGGCCUAAUGGAAAUAGUAAAAGAGAAAAACUGUGUUAAUGAAUGUUUACAAUGACGGGCAGGAAUGGAGGGAACUUUGGACAGGGUGAGGGGUCGUGGUUGAAAGGAAAUUUUUUUUAGACUGUUUUGACAUUCAGAUUGAUAUGCUUAGCAGUAUUAAUAUAUAUUAGAAACUAUACAUACAUACAUACAUGCAUACAGUGAGCUCCAUAAUGUUUGGUACAAAGACCUGUUAUUUUUUUCUUGAUUUGGUUCUGUGCUCCUCAAUUUUAGAAUUUUGAAUCAAAGUGCACAUUUUCAGCUUUUAUUAAAGGCUAUUUUUAUACGCUUUGGUUUUACUAUGUAGAGUUAAGUUAAGCCAUUAUGAGGCUGAGAAAUAAGAAAACAAAAGUCAGCUGCAUAGUCAAAACCUUAGGCCUAUAGAACACUGUUGGGCUCAGUAAUCACAAAGGGCCUGGUAGACCAAGGAAGACCCCUGCAGUUGAUGAUUGAAGCAUUCUAACCAUAACGAAGAAAGACCCCUGAACACUUGUCCAACAGGUCAGAAACACUCUUCAGAAGGCAGGCCUGCACGUGUUUAGUAACUAAAGUCCACAGAAUUCACAAACAGAGCUACAGAGGCUACACUGCAAGAUGUCAACCACUAGUUAGUUGCAAAAACAUGAUAGCCAGUUUCAGUUUGCUAAGAAGUACCUAAAAGUGCCUGAUGUAACUGCUAAUAGACAGAAGCAUAUUAUCUGUUCAAGUUCAAGCAAAUGCCUCCGAACUCAUUGGACGGUUCUUCAUCUAACAGCCAGACAGAGAACAUACUCAGCACCUGGUGAUGUCUAUGAGUCACAGACUUCAGGCAGUCAUCGAUGCAAAGGAUAUGCAACAUUAUGUCUCAGAAAUUAUGCCCUGAAAUGGGGGGACUAUUUAUAAAAAAGUGCUGUAAUUUCUACUUGGCGAAACUAAAAUGUAUAAAAUACCCUUAAAUAAAAGCUGAAAAUAUGCACUUUAACCAUAUGUGAAGUGUUUGCUCACUAAUCUAAAAGUAUAGAGCCAAAUCAACAAAAAAUAUGUCUUUGUUUUUUUUGUUCCAAACAUUAUGGAGCUCACUGUAUAUGGGGAGAACAAUAUUAAUGCUAUAACAAUAUAAUAAAAAUAAGGAACUAUAUAUAAACAUAUACAUAUAAAUGAGGAGAACAAAGUCUGUUUUGUCGUAGACUAAAGUGGGCUUUUUAGACUUGAACUGAAGUGUUCCAACGUGGGCAGUAGAGGACACAGCCAGCCAUUUAAACACAGACAGAAAAAGUAGGAAAUGUUCAUAGUCUUAGUGGAUUGUUGUGAAUCUUUGUCACGGAACCUGUGUGUGUGCCAACACAAGGGAGACAGUCCCUCUCAUGUCUUUUUGCUUAACCUCACUUACGUUUCUCACUGUCUCUUAGCUUCCAUUUCCUUCAUGACUUUCAGUUUUUUUCAGUGUAAUUUUCACUUUUCAAUUUUGACAGAAUGUCACUGAGCAGCGUUCUGAUAGCAACUUCCACUUUGGUCAGAAAGAUGAUUACCGGAAUAAUAUGAAAAUGGUACAAUACGUAUACACACACACAUGCGUGUAUUGUGUAGGGACAUGAGAUUGAAAGCAAUUUCCAAAAUUACUGCCGAGAGAGAAAAUAGACAGAAAAAAGAAAAAUAUACUGCAGUAAAACCAAGAUGUUAAGUUGGUGCAACUUUGUUUGAUAAGGAGCAGUUUUAGCAGAAUGUGCACCGCAAACACUGCCUUGUACUUUGCAUUGAAGUGAAAAAUGACUAGAAACUGUGACGUACGUACGUGUACAGCAGGGGGCGCAGUAGUGUAAACGUGGUCUGUGUUGCCACACGACUGCGCCUGGCUUUAAACCUCUCCAUCAGGGAGCAUUCUAAAAUGGCGUGACAGCUGUGAAUGUACGAUAUGCAGCCUUUAAAAAAAAAAAAAAAAGUUCCUCUGCCGUGUCCAGCGGCUCUCGUCAGCAGACGGUAUCGUUUUCUUUCUUUCUUCCCAUCCUGAUCGGCGGUUUUGCUGGACACGCAGGCGCGUUUGGUACUUUAGUGCUUUACAUUCAUGACCAUGGAAGCUUUCAGCCUUAACAGUCAGCCUGGCGUCGCGGGCAGAGACGUCACAGAAACAUCGCAGCGAGCUCUUUCACCCCGUGAGCUUCGGCUUAGCCUCACCUUCCAGAACCUUCAUUAUCAGCAUCGAUACACGCGACUCUCGCUCUGUGUGUGUGCGUGUGUGUGCAUGUGUGUGUGUGUGUGUGUGUGCAUGCAUGCAUGCAUGUGUGUGCGUGCUUGUGAGUGUGUGUGUGUGUGCGCGUGUGUGCGCGUGCAUGCGUGCGUGUAUAUAUUUAUAUAUAUUAAAAGAGAGGAUUACUAUUUAUGAAUAUAUUUUUCCUAUUUUGUGACGAAAACUGAUAAGAAAAAUCAAGAAAAUUUUUUAAGAGAUAUUUUGUUUAAUUGGAGAUUAAACAUGUUGCAUUGAAGGGAAGUGUUUUAUUUGGAACACGGGAAUAUGACUAAUGGUAAUGUAAAUGAUCAAUUCCAAAUAAUGAGAACAAGAAGCAAAUCCCAGCAUUACUUUGGUCAGGAUGUGAACGGUGCGCAUGUGAGUGUUGUGAUCUACCUCAGGUCUGUCUUUCAUUCCCCGUUUCCACAUUUUGUAUGCCUUGUAAACGAAUAGUUUUGAACAUUUUUUUAUUUUUAAUAAAAAAAUUAUUUAAAAAAAACCAAGGAAAAAAGAAUUAGUCUAAACUUUCAGGGUUACCCUACUUAUUUUGGGAGACUGGGUGUCCAAGCAGCUCAAAUUGUGUUGUUGUUAUCAGUCACUUGGCUGGACAUCUUGACCUCAGUUAGUCUGAUGGUUAUUUUUGCUGAAUGAAUUGUGGAGGGUGGAAGUUCAUGGGUUGUGAAUGCAAAUGUGUCUGUAUCUUGAUCAAAGGAAAAAAAUGCACCCAAAAAGUUUAAACAUGAAAAAUACAACCGUGAAAAUAGAGGCAAUUGUACCAGCAGACUGCAAGUCCAAGUUUCUUUACUGCAAAUGUUCUGUAAAAAUGUAUCAGAAAUAGUAUAUCAAAAAGAAAUUUGAGUAUGACUCUAAAUAGAGUCAGGUACGAUGUGUUUGGAGAAGAGGUGGAAAGCUACAGAAAUGCACAGGCAGGUUGCUGAACAAAAUGUAAUGGUCUAGUCUUCUCUGUAGUAUGUUACAGUUGUAGAUGAGACUAGCUGUCACUGUGUAUGGGGGAAAGAACUGUAUCUGUAAACAUGUAUAAUAGAGUCACUAAUGCACUAAUGCAUUGAGUUCAUUUUUUCUGUGUUCACCUGCGUUCUGAGAGACAGGAAUUAAAGAAUGUCUUUGGCUUCAUUCAUGGUCUAUGGAAUCUGAACUGUUCAGCUCUUUCGUUAAACAAUUCUCUCAUCCACCUUCUAUGCUACUGAUGUGCUGUAAAUGUGUUUUACCUCUCAGAGGCCAAGCCUGGCUACCUUUCAGUUUGAGUGACUUAAUAAAUUUAGCACAGUUGACAACUUUAGAACAGAGAGGAUUGCUCUUGUGUCUUGCAGAGAAACGUCAGCAGAGGAGAACAUAGGUGGUGUUGGAGGUUUCGUUCAGCAGUGGUCAAGACUUCCUCCUUUCUGUGAUGUGCACUUGGCCCCUAAUUUGUGUCUCUCUAGUCUGGGGGGGGGGGGGCUGAUUGGGUGAAUGGUCAGAGGGUUUAACUCCUGGCCGAGGGAUUUGUAAAUUGUGUUUUGUUGUCCUUUGAGGACCUCAUUGGCUAUGCAAUGGCUAUGCUCUUUGUUCAGUGUCUAUUCAGUUCAUCCACCUACAGGAAAAGCAUACAACACAAUGGAUGUGCAUUCACAGGUCAGCCCUGUCAAAAUUGAAGAAUAGGGGAGGGAGUGAGGGCUAAAAUGGUGCAUACCUUUGUAAAAAUACAAUAUAUCUGCUUUGAGAGUCACUCAUAAGCAUUCUCAGUAAGACAGGCGGAUUCUCUGAUUUUUGAGGACGCUGAAAUCUUACACGAGUUAAAACGGCAAGAGAAUUCCGCUUUGAGAAGGGAUUUCCAUCUGUGUUACUGUGGAGCUACCGUGUUAAGGAGUGUUAAGGAGCACCUGCUUUUUUUCUAGCCACCGUUCACAGGAACUGGAGCAAAUUCUCCAGAGCACUGAUUAGCGUAGCUUGACACGAUCAAAGAGUCCCACAUGACUGAGAACUGAAACGACUCUUUGUUGAAUGUAUUUUCAGUUUAUCGACACCUCGCCAUGCUGUGCUGUAUGAAGUGAUCUGAAAGUGCAACGCCUGAACCAUGCCUACAAUCAGGCAGAAAGAACUGUCUGCCAUCCUCUAGAACUAACUUGAUUCAGGAGGCCACGCUGUUUCACGUGGGCUACUGAAGGCAGGGUGAUGAUUGACAGGUGUAUCUCAGGUGAACAUGUCUGAAGUGUGAUUGCGAUUGGAGAUCAGCACUGAGCCUGUCUGGAGGAUUCUGGCAGUUUUGGCCGAACAAAUGCGUAUGAGCACUGGGCUGAUAUUUGGUGGUUUUAAACUUUUCCUGCAAUGUUUUGGAUUUUUAUAGUUUUUAGAGAUUUUUUCAGUACAACGUUCAACAGAAAUUUUGAUAUAGAAUGUUGAAUUACAUUUAUUCCACCCUGGUUGAAGGAUAGGUUUGCUUUUUUGACACUCUGCUAUAAUGUAGCAUUUCAGAAGAAUAGUUUAGUUUAUUCUGAUUGGCUCCUCUCUGGGCUCAGCUAAGCUAAAGGUUGGGUAUGAUUGGAAUGAGUUUUAUGAGCAUGUGCUCAGUGCUCUGGUAAUACCGGUUCGCUGUGAGGAGUGGUGGGAGUGUGGCACCAUGUGGAGCGAAGUUCAUUUGCGUUGUCCAUAAUGAGGCCCUGUCUGAGCCUUUAGUGAAGGACAAACCCACCAGAGCAUUGGGCUUUUGUGGACUGCACUGUCAGAGGAGGUGGAGCAUCUUUGUUUGUGUAUGCUUGCCUCAUCCACACCUCUCCCCAUUUCUUCAGUGAAGACGUAGAAUGGAACUGUGCACAAACUGCAGGCUUGCUUGCAGAUGCACUAAAACAAUGUGAAGUUUAGCCUGAUACAUGCCUUGAUAGAAAGCUGAUAUCAGGUGACACCAGGGUCCUGGAAGGAUGAGCCUUGUCCUGUGGUGGUGGAUCACAGAGGCUGUAUUAUCGUGAUGUAGCUUAUCACGCAUCCUUUACCGAGUCCAUCUCUUUUAGCAUGUGGGGGUCCAGGGCGGCGGCGGCCAUUUUCAAGUUUUUAAUACGACUUAGCUGAGGAGCCAACGCACACCUUCCUGGUUGCUUUUCUUAUCGGACAAAGAAGCGAGAAAGUUGCACGAGACGUGACUGUGAAAAGGACCUUCUGCUUCACACUUCAGCUGUAGUUUAGGCGAGAUCCCAUUCCUCAGUGCAAUUUUCACCACUGCAGUUUUCCUUUGAUGUUUUCAGCACCUGGGUGAGAAUCUCACAUUUCUCCAGUCUACCAUGUAUCACCUGAGCCGGAAUGACAGAGUCAUCCUGGUCCCUCUGGUCAUAGCUGUGUUUUUGUUUUGAAUGUGGGUGAACUGUACUGCCGACCAACCUAGAUACGAGCAAUAAAGUCUUGAGAAGAUGG